This is a messenger RNA of Dovyalis caffra, 186 nucleotides long. Lineage: Eukaryota; Viridiplantae; Streptophyta; Magnoliopsida; Malpighiales; Salicaceae. The record is from the annotation of a GenBank genome assembly.
AUGGCUAUUUCGAAGCUUCUUAUUGCUUCACUUCUCGUUUCUCUUCUUGUGCUCCAUCCGGUUGAAGUUGAUCGAAGUGCGUUUGAAGCAGUAAAGCAGAAAGGUCCAAAACUCCGUAGGCCCGUACACUGUAUGUACUUUUGCCUUAUACAAACAACAAAGGCUGAUGCUGAUAUGAGACCAUAG